Momordica charantia (bitter melon) is the source of this 1794-nucleotide messenger RNA. RefSeq names its product auxin transporter-like protein 2. The record is from RefSeq and is a predicted model, not a curated record. NCBI's taxonomy places the organism in Eukaryota, Viridiplantae, Streptophyta, Magnoliopsida, Cucurbitales, Cucurbitaceae.
CCCCUCGAACUUCAAACACAGGCUUUUCCCACUCAUGAAGAGCCCACAUGGCCACCUUUUAAGCAGUGUAUAUAUAUCCCCAACCCUCUGCAACUUCUCCUUCAGUUCUUCUCCUCAUUCCCUCCAUUACCCACAAAAAUGGCAGCAGAUAAAGUAGUGGAAACCGUGAUCGCCGGAAACUAUGUCGAAAUGGAGGCCGACGGCAACCCCCCCACCGUCAAAUCCAAGCUCUCCAACCUCUUCUGGCACGGCGGCUCCGUCUACGAUGCCUGGUUCAGCUGCGCCUCAAACCAGGUCGCCCAAGUUCUCCUUACUCUGCCCUAUUCGUUUUCCCAACUGGGUAUGCUCUCGGGGGUGCUGUUUCAGCUCUUCUAUGGCUUGCUUGGCAGCUGGACCGCCUAUCUAAUUAGCAUUCUCUAUAUCGAAUACAGAACCAGAAAGGAAAGGGAAAAAGUGGAUUUCAGAAACCAUGUCAUCCAGUGGUUUGAGGUGCUUGAUGGGUUGCUUGGGAAACACUGGAGAAAUGUGGGUUUGGCAUUUAACUGCACUUUUCUUCUGUUUGGAUCUGUCAUUCAACUAAUAGCUUGUGCAAGUAAUAUUUAUUACAUAAAUGAUAACUUGGACAAGAGAACUUGGACGUACAUCUUUGGGGCUUGCUGUGCCACUACUGUGUUCAUUCCUUCCUUUAGGAACUACAGAAUCUGGUCCUUUCUUGGUCUUUUGAUGACCACUUACACUGCUUGGUACCUCACCAUUGCCUCCAUCCUCCAUGGCCAGGUGGAGGGAGUGAAGCACUCUGGUCCAACCAAGUUGGUUCUUUACUUCACUGGGGCCACAAACAUUCUUUACACAUUUGGUGGGCAUGCUGUCACAGUGGAAAUCAUGCAUGCGAUGUGGAAGCCACAGAAGUUCAAGGCAAUAUACUUGGUGGCGACUGUGUAUGUGCUGACACUGACACUCCCAUCAGCAACCGCCGUGUAUUGGGCGUUUGGAGACAUGCUUCUGAAUCACUCCAAUGCCUUCUCCCUUCUCCCAAGAUCUCCCCUCAGAGACAUGGCUGUCAUCCUAAUGCUCAUCCACCAGUUCAUCACAUUCGGAUUUGCCUGCACUCCUCUGUAUUUUGUGUGGGAGAAGGUCAUUGGGAUGCACGAAUGCAAGAGCUUAUGCAAGAGGGCAGCUGCCAGAUUGCCUGUGGUCAUCCCCAUUUGGUUUUUGGCCAUCAUCUUCCCUUUUUUUGGCCCCAUCAACUCCACCGUUGGAUCUCUCCUCGUUAGCUUCACUGUCUACAUAAUCCCUGCCCUCGCCCACAUGUUCACCUUCCGAUCCCCUGCUUCCCGUGAGAAUGCGGUGGAGCAACCGCCGAAGUUCACCGGCAGAUGGGUUGGAGCGUAUGUGAUCAAUGCAUUCGUCGUGGUGUGGGUGUUGGUUGUCGGAUUCGGGUUCGGCGGGUGGGCUAGUGUGACCAACUUCGUACAUCAGAUCGACACAUUCGGGCUUUUCACCAAGUGUUACCAAUGCCCCCCACCGACAACUGCUCUACCACCACCACCGCAUCUCAACAUCACAGCAGCACCACCACCGCACCACCACCAUCGCCCGGGCGGCCAUUGAUGAGUGAAGGGACAGAAUGAUGAGACUGUUGAGGUUGUUUAGGUCAAGGAAGGGACGAUUGGGAUAAUGUUUGUUUGCUCUGUACUGCAGCUUUUGGUUUGAUUAGACAGAGGGGAGGGGUAAAAACAGAGUUGGCGAAUGUAGCUCUUUUUCAUCCGAAAUAGUACAUUUCCCUUAUCAUUC